AUUUGUAAACACGAAAAAUAUUCAACAGUGUUAAGUAUGUUAGUUUAAGUAGCAAAUUGUAUAAGAAACAAAAUAUGUUAGACCCAACACCAAACAAACAAUUUCAGUGAUGCCAGAAUAUGUCUCCGCAUGUUGUAGCAGAAUUGUGCCGGCACCAUUUGGGCGUGUGCAGACAAGUUCAUCUAACAUGUGCUGACACGGAAGUCAGCGUUGUAAACAAACCGAAUCAGCGAAAUUUGGACCUGAGUGGACGGCAGUCAUUGUCGAGGCAAGAUGGCAGAUGGACCAAGUGCAGCAAAAAAGGCUAAAAAAGAUCUACCAAAAUGUCCAUAUGGAUCUCGUUGCUACAGGAAAAAUCCCCAGCAUUUUCUCGACAUGGAUCACGCCAAAGAUGGAGUGAAGGACACGAAACCAACAUUACCAGACUCGACGUCGCUGCCUCCAUGUCAGUAUGGAGCCAAGUGCUACCGCAAGAACCUGCUUCAUUUUGCAGAGUUUUCUCAUCCGACGAGUGUUGGUGCAGCUGCUGCUGCUGACAGUGGGAGCGACACGGAUGUAAUGGACUCUGAUGAGGAUGACAAAAAGCCUGCACCGAAGAAAGGUGGGAAGGAUAUAUUGAAUCGUGGGAUGUCCCUGGUGAAGAGCUUCUCCCAGAUGACCGAGGAUGAGCGAAAGGAGCUCAUCAAAAAGGCAUUUGAGGCCAAGCAGCAGCUGCAGAAGGAACUGGAACAGACCAAGAAGAAGGUCGAGGAGAAGGAGAAGGAGGUGAAGAGUCUGCAGGACCAGGUGAGCACAGGGUUGCUGCUGGUGGACGGGGAGAAGGAAGCUAUGAAGGGGGACAAGACGGUGUUCUUCCCCCUGGCUGCUGAGCGUGCAUACAAGGAAGGUUCAGCAGCUCAGACCCACUUCCGUCUGGCCGAGUCUCAGUUCUACAGGCUCCUCACAUCAACCUACACCACAAACGUCCGAGUUGCAAAAGUGGAGUAUGUUGUCAACCCACCUUUGGUAACACGUUUUAAGGAUGCUCGGGAACAUCUGAAGAAGACACGAGGCGAAGAUCACUCCUACCCUGUCCUUGCCUUCCAUGGCACCGUGGAAAAAAACAUUACACCUAUCUGUGAGACUGGCUUCAGGGUGCCAGGAACAGCAGGCUUCUCCCAUCGGACAGACACGGGGUGGUAUGGGAAAGGGGUGUACUUCAGUGAGUACCCCAGCUACUCAAUGGGCUAUAUUCAGGGAGCAACCAAGCUACUGCUGUGUCAGGUGCUACCAGGGAAGGUCUUUAAGUGUACAAAGCUUAUCCAUGGAGCUGCUCUGAAAACGGGUAAUGACUCUCACACUUCGCCGGAUGGGAAGGAACUCGUCAUCUUCAACAGUCACCACAUCCUCCCAUGCUACAUUGUGCACUACGAGACCAGCUCAGGGGACUUCACCUACACGAAAGGAGGGUCGUCCACUGUCACCGGUGACGCAGAAGAAGAAGAAGAAGAAGAAGAAGAUGAAGAAGAAGAUGUCACAGAGAAGUAUUAUAAAGCAUCUGGAAUGAAAGCAUCAAGUCGUUUCAAAUCCCACAACAUCCUGAUAUCCGGCACCUUGUGUGACACCCAGGCUAACAUACGCGCUCUGGUAGCCAAACAUAAAGCUGGCUUGGGCUCCAUCGGAAACAUGACGCUACUUGUGGCUGGAGAAACAGAGUUCUCUGCCAAGACCACUAAAGUGAAGAAGGCAGAGUCAAAGAAGGUUCCCAUUGUGAAGGAAGAGUAUUUGUAUGACUGCAUCAUAAAGAAGAAACUGCUGGAUGUCAAAGAUUACGCUUUUGAUUAAACAGCCGAUGUCUGCAGGUACUGUCCUGUGCAGGAACUGCUUUAUUAACACUCUGUGUGACCUUACUCCAACAAGCAGCAAUGCAGCCGGCAAUCAUAGACCAACACAAACAUACAUUUGUCAAAAUAAUUUUCUGAUGAGGGAGUAUCGUGCAAAUAUUCCAAGAAUGGACUGUCGUAUUCCUCUAAUAAGUGACCGCGCGCUUAUUAAUUCAGAAACUCUCAAGACCCAGUGCUUAAUGUUUCAAUGGAAUAAAUAUAGAUUCUCCAUUGGUAUAUUAUUUGAAACACCAUUGUAAACAUGUGGCACACCUGGUGCUUAUUUCUUGAACACGCUUAUUGGAGGCUGGCGCUUAUUAGAGACUUGGCUUAUUAGGGGAAAUAUGGUAUGUCAGUUUUUGUAAGGCACUGAAUACAACCUGAAACUGCCACUCAAUACGUUUCAUGUUUCAUGUGGAGAAUGUAUUUAAGUCAGUAGUGUUGUGUCAGUUUUGUGAUUAACAGAUAUCAAACCAAGCCUAUUUAGUUUCUUGUUUUCUGGAUUUAAAAUUCUAUUUUUAUUCAGAACGGGUACAAUCAUGCUGAAAUGAACUCUGAAUGUUUUCUUCA
Messenger RNA from Haliotis rubra (blacklip abalone), 2432 nucleotides. RefSeq lists its product as uncharacterized. Gene Ontology annotation, cellular component: nucleus; site of double-strand break. Gene Ontology annotation, biological process: double-strand break repair. Lineage: Eukaryota; Metazoa; Mollusca; Gastropoda; Lepetellida; Haliotidae. Gene Ontology annotation, molecular function: NAD+ poly-ADP-ribosyltransferase activity; 3'-5' exonuclease activity; DNA-(apurinic or apyrimidinic site) endonuclease activity. The record is from RefSeq and is a predicted model, not a curated record.